CGGAGGCCUUGGAGGCACAAUGUCGUAUCUCCAGAGAGGCCCGCAUCCAUGACUCUGGCGAUGGCCAGAACCCAUCAGGGGACGAGGAUGAUGAUGAUGAUAUGGAAGGGGAUGAUGAUGACGAUGAUGACGAGGAUGACGAGGAUGAGGGAAUGUCCCGUGAAGAUGCAGAGGACCAGUCAUUUGACCAGGAGAGGUCGGGAUCAAGCUCGCCACGUGUGUUGAAGAGGUCAGUAUAUGGAUGUUAUAAAGCAUGCAAAUUUGUAUCAUUUUUGGUUUGGUUAAAGAGUUACACAGAUAGUACCAAAUACAUGCUCUGUAUAGUGAGUUGCGAAUGGCACAGAGCAAGUACCAAAUUUUCUAUGUUCUGUAUAGUGAGUAAUGGUACAGAAUUAGUACAAAAAUUCUUUCUAUGGUUGUAGUUUCUCUGUUAAAAUUGAAAAAAAUUGAAAUAUGUAGAUAUUUAUCUUACUAAAGGGAUUGCUUAAAUGAGCAUGUUUUUAUUUUUAUUGAACCAGGCAAUCUUCAGUAGAUGAAGCAUCUCCUGUAUUUUCAUUUGGUCAAAGGUCAAGGCCAACUUGGAGCCAAUCAAAAUCACGGUAAUUUAUUAAAAAAAAAUUUAAAAUUGUAUGAUGAUGUGAUUAUAUGGCAAUGGAACAGCUUUACAUACAUUUAACCUCUGUUGAGAAAAGACACAUUUUAAAAAAUAAAUCCAUGCAUUGGUUGAAGAUUCACUGGUUACAAACAAACAAAAAAAAAAAAAACCUUAUAAUUUAAUGACAUUUUUUUAUGAUAUAUAGAUUCUUUAGAAAAUAUCUAUUUUCAAAAUCUUGAUGACAAGACUUUGCAAUUUAAUCAGUCUGUCAGACACAUCUCAUAUUAAUAUCAUUUUUGGGGUUGCAAUUUCUUCAUUUUUUUUGUAUCAAUUUCCAGUGCCAAGAUUUUGUUAACACAAAUUUUUUACCCCUUCCAGAAACAGAGAGUUCUCUGAGUCUUCCAAUAUCUCUUACUCCUCACAGUCCUCAAUGGAGAAUCGUGGUAAGUCUUUGUCGAUUAGAUGGAUAAUGACAUGAAGUAAUCAGACAUUUAGAAAAUAAUAAUUAUAGUAAUAAUAAUAAUAAUAAAAGUUGUUGUCUACUGCAGUAAGAAAAUGAGUUUUCAGUACAGUAGUUGAAAAUCUAGAAUCUAUGAUUUGCCCUAAUUGAGAAUCUAGCAUCCAUUGUUUCCUCUGUAGUUAAGAAAAUCUAGCAUCCAUGGUUGGCCCUGUAGUUAAGGAAAUCUAGCAUCCAAGGUUGGCCCUGUAGUUAAGAAAAUCUAGCAUCCAUGGUUGGCCCUGUAGUUAAGAAAAUCUGGCAUCCAUGGUUGGCCCUAUAGUAAAGAAAAUCUAGCAUCCAUGGUUGGCCCUGUGUUCCACUAGAUUUCCUCUCCUGGGAAUUUGGCAUCUCGUAUUUUAGUAAAUUUUUUGACACUUAUCUGUAUGUUCUUGUGUGCUGUGAUAGACACCAAUCUGUGUGUUUUUGUGUGAUGUGAUAGACACCAAUCUGUGUGUUCUUGUGUGCUGUGAUAGGCACCAAUCUGUGUGUUCCUCUUCACACCUAUUAGGCUGUAUUUCAUCACUUUUAGUUUUCUCAUGAGUUUAGAUAGCAUGCCGUAAGUGACAGUAGUAUUAAUGUUGCCAAUCAUUUUAUGAGAUUCUCUCUCUCUAACUUGCUCCCAUCACAGCAAUGAGUCCACACAACAUUGACACCGAGAUAGCCAGGAGCCUGCUGGAUCUGUCACAGCCAAGGCGAUCUGAGUCCAAGGAGAUUGUCGAUGAGGAAGCCAGACGCCAUGGUUUGUGUAUUUUAAAUAAAGUUAAAUGUUGAUUUAUUAUAUUUGUGGGGGAAAAAGUUAAAAAAGCGCGCACGUGUGUGUGUGUGUGGGGGGGGGGGUUGAUUGGAAGUCAGUGUGUGUUAAAAAUGUAAGUUAUACUGAACCAAUAGGUCUUUUAGUGCCAUUAUUAUGUUUUGGGAUGGUGCGUCUGAAUGACUACUUCAUGUGUUGUAUUAGUCAAGUGUGUUGUGUUUGGACUUAUGCCCCUACUCCUCAAUCUGCCAAUCUUGUCUGUAAUCUACUUUCUGUGCUGCCCAUGCCUUUUAACAAUAAAAGCUAUUCAUUUUAUGUGGUCAGAAAAUUGAAAAAGUCCUAUUUAAGACUUCAGCAAUUUAAACAUUAUUCUUUUGAUCAAUUACUUUUAUUUUCACUUUGGUUGGAUGGUAAGAAAAUUUCAAUUGUUUGGACAUUGAUGGUGUAAUAUAUAUAUAAAUAUAAAUAAAUAUAUAUAUAUAUUUAUUUAAUUAUACAAAGACUGUGUCCGCAAAAAAAAAAAAGGAAUAUAUUUGACAUGAAGAAAUAAGAGUAAUGUUUGUGUGUUUUUAUUUCUUGUCCGUAGCCUUGAGCCACCUGCAGAGUUUGAUCACCCAGCUGAUGGCUCAGAAGAAACCCCUGUCAGGUCUCAACAUUACUGGGGACAGCACGUCCACUGCACCAGAGUCCGGUCGCAUGGUGAUGACUCCAUCACUGGGGUCUGCUGGUGACGGAAGG
Molecule: messenger RNA, 2583 nt
Organism: Lymnaea stagnalis (great pond snail)
Lineage: Eukaryota; Metazoa; Mollusca; Gastropoda; Lymnaeidae
Source: the annotation of a GenBank genome assembly